Molecule: messenger RNA, 1669 nt
Organism: Zeugodacus cucurbitae (melon fly)
Lineage: Eukaryota; Metazoa; Arthropoda; Insecta; Diptera; Tephritidae
Exons: 2
Coding region: 820-1329 (169 amino acids)
Source: RefSeq, a predicted model, not a curated record
CGCCUCCGAGUGGUGCAUCCUGGGUAACGCUAAAUGACCUGCGGCCUUCACGGCCUUACUAACCCCCUGAUUUUCCAGACCAUAGGCAUGACACGGACAACUAGUAGAGACACCUGUUUAGAUAUUUCGGUUGAACCCUGGGCUGGUUGUUGGGGCAUUCUGCCACCUGAGUAUGAUGGGGUGACACUCAUCAGAAAUGGCUGACGGGCUAAUGUCUCAACGGCCACCGUCCCGUUAAAACCAUGGCAGGCCUCGGAGUACGUCCCCCCCCGUCAUCAUUAAGUUGGUGUGGUAGGUGUAGGUUGAGAAGACUCCCUCUUUGCGCUGGUCGGCUCUGAACGUAUUGCCCCAUAAGGGCAUACGUCAACCCUCGCCUUGGCCUCGCCAACGAGAUAACCUUGGGACCAUCUAAAGGCGACUACCUUCUCGGGGGGUGGAUAGCGGCUCUGAGUGGUGACCCAUAUAGAAUGAACACUACAAACAACAAUAAACAACAAGACAGAGAAAGGACAGCGGAAGGUAUAGAAGGGUCGGAAUCGACUCUCAGCUCUCCACCCGCUCCGGGUGAGCGAGUAGUACCCAAGGUGACGAGAUCGUCACCCUCCAAGGGCGUCAAAAAGGUCGGUGAGCCCUCUGUCCCAGGGGCAGUUACGGACAGACUGACGUUGGUAGCUGGCGGAAACCCGCCUCGUCAAGAGGCCGCGGACGGGAGCUGCGCCAACUUUCAGCGAUAUCGCUAAGUCGGCGGGCUUCAUCGAGAUCGGCGUGUUGGACCGCAGUAGGGGGGAUGGUGCCAUCUCCCGAGAAGAAUGGAAGAGGAUGGCGGCGGCCAUCUCUGCCGUGUUCCUGAAGGUGAUCAGGGGAAACCCUGGGCCACCUCCGGAUUGCGAAAGUGCUGGUUGGCACUACGGGCUUCACAAGCUGAUUAGGUGUGCGGAUGAACGAUCGGCAGUGCUCUAUAAAGAGGCGGUCUCUCUCGUGGGGGAGGUUUGGGAAGGGGCCAGAUUGGAGGCUGUAGACAAGGCAGAUUUGCCACUGCGUCCUAGGGCUCGCGUCUGGCUUCCAGCUGAACCCUCCUCUGCGGGUGAAAUCGAGGAGAUUACAAAAUAUUGUAAUCCCUCGCUGCCAGCACACGACUGGAAGGUGAUACGGCUCGAGAAAACCGAAGAACCCUAUCGGCAAGCGCUGAUACUGCUUAAUGCGGAGUCCAUCGGUCCUCUCAAAGAGCUAAAGGGGGCCAUUAGUUAUGGCUUUGAGAAGGUAAUCGAUGAGUCCGACUUCGGUCUGGAUAAGCUGUUCGUCGAAAAGCAAGAGGAAUCAAAGCGUUGAACUAGCGUUACUGGAGGAGAGUCUGUAGAAUGAAAUUUCUCCAGAUUAACCUGCAGCAUGCAAAGGCGGCCUCCGCAGAGUUAUUACUCCGUCUGGAACGGGACGGAGUCGACGUCGUCUUUAUCCAGGAACCGUGGCUGAGCAGUAACGGUAUUUCUGGUUUAAAGACGAAGAGCCACAAGCUACUUGCGGUCAGCGAUUCAGCAACGGAGACGUUGUCACCGCUAACUUAGAGUGCGGCGUGGAAGGGAUAUGGCUGAUUUCGGCCUAUAUGUCCCACGAUGACGAGGUGGAUCCACCCCCCAUGCUGCUGAGACAAGCGCUGUUGGAGGCGCAGCGA